Mya arenaria is the source of this 5737-nucleotide messenger RNA. RefSeq names its product GPI ethanolamine phosphate transferase 1-like. The record is from RefSeq and is a predicted model, not a curated record. Gene Ontology annotation, molecular function: mannose-ethanolamine phosphotransferase activity. Gene Ontology annotation, cellular component: endoplasmic reticulum membrane. Bases 90 to 2915 code for a protein of 941 amino acids. The transcript is spliced from 28 exons. NCBI's taxonomy places the organism in Eukaryota, Metazoa, Mollusca, Bivalvia, Myida, Myidae. Gene Ontology annotation, biological process: GPI anchor biosynthetic process.
CGAACAAAUAACAAAUCACCAGUGUACAAGAAACUAAGGACAUACUUCAGUUUUAAUCGGCGAUAUUUUGCGAAAAGCAUAUAAUUAUCAUGAGGACAUGGCAGGUGCUUGUUGUGGGUAUUGUCAUCCACACAAUAUUUUUCUACUCCAUCUUUGACAUCUAUUUCACAUCCCCCGUUGUUCACGGGAUGACCCCCCACCACUCCACAACCCCACCCCUGGCUAAAAGACUGGUGCUGUUCUCUGCUGACGGCCUCAGAGCUGAUAAGAUGUUUGAGCUGGACAAAGAUGGAAACACAAGGAUUCCUUAUCUAAGGAGUAUGAUUGAGAAGUCAGGAUCAUGGGGGGUAUCACACACGCGAGUGCCGACUGAGUCUAGGCCAGGUCAUGUGGCUCUCAUUGCAGGCUUCUACGAAGACGUCAGUGCAGUCGCUAAAGGCUGGAAGGAAAACCCGGUAGAGUUUGAUUCCCUGUUUAACGAGAGCCGCUACACUUGGUCCUGGGGAUCGCCCGAUAUUCUCCCGAUGUUCUCUAAAGGUGCGACAGGAGACCAUGUGUUUACAAAAUGCUAUCCUGCCCACUUUGAGGAUUUUGCACGUGGGGACAGUUCCGGACUCGACACCUGGGUAUUUGACGAGUUUCAGGAGUUUAUGAGGGAUAGUAUGAAGGACCCAGAUAUGACAGCUAGACUUAACAAGGAUAAGGUCGUGUUCUUCCUUCACCUGCUUGGCCUGGACACCAACGGACAUUCCAUGAAACCACACUCUGAUGAGUAUCUGGAAAACAUCCGACUGGUGGAUGCAGGGAUACAGCAGGUUGUCGAGACGAUUGAAGAGUUUUAUGAGCAAGAUGGCCGUACUGCCUAUGUUAUGUCGUCUGACCAUGGCAUGACUGACUGGGGUUCUCACGGGGCAGGUCAUCCCAGUGAAACAUUGACCCCACUUGUGGUGUGGGGUUCAGGGGUCAAAGGGGCUCGGAGAAGCAAGGACCAGCACUUCAAAGACAACUUUUCACAUGAUUGGAAGCUGGACCACAUAGAAAGAGUAGAUGUUGAGCAGGGUGACAUUGCCUCGCUAAUGGCUGCUCUGAUAGGUGUAAACUUUCCUAUGAACUCUGUGGGGGUUUUGCCAUACCAAUACCUGGAUGCGAGUUCUGGGGAUUUGGCCGAAAUUAUGUACGCCAACACACGCCAGCUUCUGGAACAAUACAAGGUGAAGAUGGACCUAAAGAAGUCGACCACUCUGUCAGCAGCCUUCAGACCUUUCCCUGAGCUUACUCCAGCAAAACUGAUCGAGAGUCACCGGCACAUUCGGCAGCUGAUCCAGUCAGGUCAUUAUGAGGAGGCUGUUGAGGAUUGUGUGCGUAUCAUGAGAGUUGCUUUGAAGGGUCUCAACUACUACCAGACAUAUGACAGGCUCUUUCUCGGUGUAAGCGUGUGUUGUGGAUUCCUGGGCUGGAUGGCUUACACGCUCAUGCUGGUAUUUGAGCAACAUUCGGGGGUCGUUAAGAGGUCAUCAUGGAAACAAGAGUCACAUGAUGCACUGGUUAUCGUAGUCUUUGGCUGCAUCGGUGUAAUAGUUGCCGUAUUGCUCUAUGUUCAGUCCCUUCCCUGGACUAACUACCUCUACUGCUUGAUACCUGUCACUCUCUGGAUGGCAGUAGUGCUCAGACGUGAUGUUCUAGUGCAAGUAAUAGACUACACGAUCACAAUGAAAAACAGGACGUCCUUUCUUGUUGCUGUUCUAGCCAGUCUUGUGGGACUUGAGAUUCUGGUGAUAGGGUUUUUCUUCCGGGAAAUGUUGUCAGUGGGGCUGGCCUUGAUUGCCAUUCUUCCAUGGAUAUCACUAGACCUGCCCGCACUUCCCGCCAAGGGCCAGUUGCUGGGCUGGUCAUUCUGCUGUAUGCUACUGGCCAUUUUCCCCAUGCUACCGGUGGUCACUGGAAAACGGUCUACCGAAUAUGUGUUGGCUGGUGGAGCGAUAGUUAUCCUUAUUGGAGUAAUAUCGGGCUUCAGGUCAAAAUCUAGUUCAAGUGACGUAAAACCUGCAAGAAAGAAAGAAGACGACAGUUCAAUGUUACCAUAUGUCCAGCUGAUUGGUGUCCUGGUUGCCACAUAUUUCUCUGUGUGGGAGGUGAACAGUGGCUUGUCUCCAUGGCAACAGGGUGUAAGCUGGCUUCUACUGGGUGUGUCAGUGUUGGAGCCACUGUUGACGUCCAGCCACGUGUCCACCAGACUUCAGGCCAUCUUUCUCGCAUUUGCCGCGCCCUACAUUCUACUUAGUGUCUCUUAUGAGGUUCUGUUCCUAGUGGUUCUUGGGUUGACCAUGCACCAAUGGCUGCAGGUGGAGUUUGGUCUUGUAUCCUGGGCAUCCAAAACACUCACAGGGGUGGAUGUGUAUGAUUUCCAAGAGAGAGCCAACCUUCAUUUACCGGGCCACAUGCAUUCCAGAAACUACCUUGUCAUAUCCGACAUCCAGAGGGCUUUCUACUUUAUUUUCUUUAUCCUGACAUCAUUCUUUGGAGUGGGAAAUAUAGCCAGCAUUAACAGUUUUGACCCCGCAGCUGUGCUAUGUUACAUAUCAGUGUUUUCCCCUUUCACCAUGGGAGCGUUGUUGUUGUUUAAGAUCGUGAUUCCAUUUAUCCUGGUCACUUGCACGUUACGAGCUGUGCACGUGAUCUCGUGCGUUCCAGUUGACGGCCUCUUUCUCAUCAUCAUGCUCAUGUCCGACUGCAUGGCCUUGCACUUCUUUUUCCUGGUUCAGGACUACGGCAGCUGGCUGGAUAUUGGGACAAGUAUCAGCCACUACGUGAUUGUCAUGUGUAUGAUCAUCUUUACUAUGGUCCUCUUUGGAGUCACCCACUUCCUCACUACCACCAACCUUCUAUCUCCUAGACGCAAACGAAGGGUGGAGUGACAGCUGUUAUCACCAUGGUCACCAGUCAACAAUUGUCAUUUAAAAAAGGAGAAUUUGGAGUCACCAACUUUAUCACUACCACCAACCUUCUAUCUCCUAGACGCAAAUGUAGGGUGGAGAGAUAGCUGUAAAUAUUAAAGUCAACAGUAAACAUUUGUCAUUUAAAAAAGGAGACUUUGGAGUCACCCACUUUCCUCACUACCACAAACCUUCUAUCUCCUAGACGCAAAUGUAGGGUGGAGAGAUAGCUGUAAUCAUUAUGGUCACCAGUCAACAGUUGUCAAUUGAAAAGGAGACUUUGGAGUCACCCACUUCCUCACUACAGCAAACUUUUUAUCUCCUAGAAGCAAACAUAGAGUUGAGUCACAGCUGUAAUCAUUAUGGUCACCAGUCAACAGUUGUCAUUUGAAAAAAGGAGACUUUGGAGUCACCCACUUCCUCACUACCGCAAACUUUUUAUCUCAUAGAAGUAAACGAAGAGUAGAUUGAAAGCUGGUAUCAUAAUGGUCAUCAUUGUCAUUUGAAAAAGGAGACUUUGGGGUCACCCAAUUCCUCACUACCACAACCCUAUCUCCUAGACGCAAACGAAGGGUGGAGUGACAGCUGGUAUCAAUGUGGUCACCAGUCAACAGUUGUCAUUUGAAAAGGAGACUUUGGUUUCACUCACUUCCUGACUACCGACUACUUUUUAUCACCCAGACGCAAACAUAGAGUGGAGUGACAGCUGUUAUCAAUGUUGUCAGCAGUAAACAUUUGCCAUUCGAAACAGGAGACUUUGGAUUCACCUACUUUUUUCACUGCCGCAAACCUUCGCCCAGACCUAAAUGUAGAGUGGAGCGAAAGCAGUGAUCAUUAUAGUAACCAGUCUACAAUUGUAUAUGACAUUGAAUAUUUGUCUUCUGUGUUAUUUGUGGUUUGCAUAUUGCAUUUGAUGUAAUAUGCACUUGCAGCGUAUUUAUUUUUAAAUCUCUUUAAAAGAAAAUAUAUAAUAUAUAUUAUACGCCAAUGUACAAUUAAGGGAGCACAGGGGCAGGGUGCGUUGUGAUGCCACACCCGUAAAGCCAAGCCUUUAUAAUAUUUCACUAUUCAGGCAAAAAAGGUUAAAGGCUUAGGUUUACAAGUUAUCAUGGGGAAACUGUAACUUUAUAUAUUAAUGAUAUUAAAAAAUAUUAUUAUUGUGAUUUAUUACCUAUUACAAUUCACCAACUUAAGUACACUACCAACCACGCAUUUUUUUGCAAAAUAUAAGUUGCCACCGCUGGAGAGAUUGCGUAAUCGCGGAUAUUCGCUGCGAUUUAUUCCGCGGAAGCCAACCCGGUGAUGCGCGUCAUCGCCGUGUUCAUCUGCUGCUAUCGCGACCGAAAACAUACACGCGGCGUAUCGCCGCGAUACAGCUUACCGCGAUAUGCAGGUAUUUAACAGGUAACGGUGGUACAAUUAGAAAACAACAACAUGUAAAUUGAACCGUGCUCGCAGUAUUGAUUUCGUUCUAUUGCGAGGGUAAACACUUUCAUCUCCAAAACUUGAUAAUUAUGUCGCUGGUUUUUUGAGUGUUUGUUAAACAAAGUAUUUUUUAUAAGUGAAUUGACUCAAUAUAGUAAUUAUUCACAAUCACACAAGUUUAACGAGGGCAUUCGAAAUUUAGAUUUUUUGGAACAUGGUGACAAGAGCAUCACAGUUGCAAAGCAUAAUUUUCUGGGAUCAAACUACGUUUUGAGUGCGAACCAAGAUUUGUAGAUUACGGGUCGACUUUUUUAUGAGUUUAAUAAAACUGACUAGAAUUUUAUGUAUAGUACGGGAACAAAAAAAAGCCUUCAGAGAAUUGACAGCAACCUUAAUGACCGUUAAUUAACAAUUAGCAACGCGGCUUAUCGCGGUGACUCGACGCGGUGGAACGCGGGGGAAAGUAUAGGUAUGAACUUGGACAUGGGCAUUAUGCUUUAAUCGCCGCGUAUAGUGAAAAUUAGAUUAAAAAGAUAACGUCUGCGGUAAGACAAAAUCGCCACGAUGUGCGAAAUAUAUAUAAAAAAGCUCGCGUGGUUGGUAGUGUACCUCUUUGCCAUUACUGUAAUUGAUAACGGCUUGCAACCUGCCCCUGUUGAAGAGAUGGCUUUGUUUGUGAUAUAUUUUGGUGCAUUUUUCAUAUUUGUAAAAUUAGUAUAGACCCUGGGAAAUUAGUAAGUACGCAAUUAGAAUCAAAUACUGAUAUGAAUAGGUCCUUGUAUUGUUUAGCUGUUUUGUUUUAGUGUUUUCAUAGCCUUGAUGCCAUUGUAAGGGUUGAUGUACAUGUUUUAACCUUAUCGCCUUGCAUGAUACAUAUGUUGCCAGAGACAAUACGCUCAUGUCAAGCAAGGUCUAUAGAUCUGACUUAUAUAAUUGUAAAGGUAAUGUGUAUGCCACGUGAUAAAUUACGUCAUAUAUGCUACGUCGGAAGCCAACAUUUUGCAUAAAAUGAAGACUUAAAUCAAAGAUAACUUUUCUUUUACUACACCAUUUUAAAUAAAACAAAGGGCAGUCUAUGCCACUUAAAUAGCCCCGCCUUCGUUUUAUUACCGAAGUUUGAUUAGGUGAUUAGUUUCCUCAAACACUUCAACAAACCAGUUUCCAUAAUAAUGUUUUGACAGUGCUUCGUCAGACGGCCGUAUUGUGAAAAGGUUUUUGGAAGUGUUUGAAGAAACUCACGGAGAGAAACUUUAUAAGCUAUGCUUUCGUUUCAAUCCGAUUCAAUAUAUUAAUGUAAAUACUUAAAUUAUAUUUAACGUGUAUUAUAUGUGUAUAUAGAUAUAUAGAUAUGUUGAAUAAAAUAUGUUUAAACCAAGAAA